AAAACUCCUGUAUAUAUACAAGCAUUAAGCCUAGUACAAACAAUUAACCCCAUAGAAAACAACUUAAAAUUAUUUGCUGUACCCCACGAUUUAACCAAACCUAUUGAAAUUACUGACGUAAAUGUAAGCUGCAAUACACUAAUUAAUGGUAGAUUGCUUGACAAGAAAGUCAGCAAUCAAAUAUUGCAACAAGAAUGGUAUAAUAUGGUAAACAUAACCUAUAAGGAUAAUAUUAUGAUCUACACUGACGGAUCAAAAAUUGACUCGGGCUCUGGCGCAGCCUUCUAUAUUCCGUGCUAUGACGAAAGACACAUUUUCAAACUCAACCAUAUCGUUUCGAGCUAUACAGCCGAAAUGUAUGCAAUACUGAAAGCCGUUGAGUAUACUAGAAAGAUCACAAAUAGUGAAAUAGUUAUCUGCUCUGACCACGAACGCAAUAAAACAAUGCUGGGAAGGAGCACUAGUAACGUUGUUAUGAGCUGGGCACCGCAGCGAGUGGGCCCGUUGACGUCGUCAGUGGUGGGGGAACAUGCGCGUGGCCCAUACCGUUUCUAUUCUACCUACCGUGGCUCUGACUGUAAAUCUGUCAUCGAAGCAGUUGAUCAGGCAUUAUUGGGGAAUAAUAACAGUAAGGACCUGACUUUGAACAUAAUAGCGGAAAUGAUGAGAAACAACACAAAUUAUUACACUUUACAAUGGAUACCUGGCCAUAGUGGGAUUAAAGAAAACGAAGCCGUAGAUAAAUUGGCAAAAGAAUCAACAGGUCUAACUUUCACCAGCUACGAAUUCUAUGUAACAAAUGCUGAUUUCAAAUCGCACCAAAACAAAAAGAUUGGGACUGAAAUGACUGGUAUAUUAACAUCAUCCUUAAAGGCAAAUUGGUACAAAAAUAUCAAGCAAUGUUUCACAAAGACACCUUGGUUCACAGCCUCUAAAAUGUCGAGAGGUGAAAUAGUUAAUAUCUGUAGGAUUAGGCUUGGUCACGCUAAUGUUAACGCAUGUCUUCACAGAAUUAAAUGUUAUUUUACACCAUUAUGUCUAAAUUGCACAAUGGGAGUGGAUGAAACAUUGGAGCAUCUAAUCUUUCAGUGUCCAAAAUAUACGCAUGAAAGAAAUAACUAUCUCCAAAAAACAAAAAUCAUUAGUGAGACAUUUUCCAAGAAUCUAAACUAUGUAAUCAGCACAGAAAAGUAUGAAAUGUAUAAUGAAAUCAACAAUUUUUUAAAAGCAAUCAAACGAAAACUUUAAAUAUAAAAACAAAGUCCAUCUAUACACAGACACAAUACAUAGAUGUCAUUCCAAUCCUGGGCUCUUCUUUCCUUGGCCUACCUUUUUUCGGGAUAGGACAUUGCCUGAUCGGCCCCUGGCAGAGAAGAGAUUCCUACACCUUCCCUUCCUGAUACCCAUCUACUUACAAAAUCCUUAGAAUAUCCUAGCUUUAUUGUAACUAACAUAAAUACUACAAAACAUAUUACCACUGUACAUUAUUGUUGUAACUAACGAAUCUAAAUGUUUUUUUUUU
Molecule: messenger RNA, 1522 nt
Organism: Homalodisca vitripennis (glassy-winged sharpshooter)
Lineage: Eukaryota; Metazoa; Arthropoda; Insecta; Hemiptera; Cicadellidae
Exons: 2
Coding region: 205-1248 (347 amino acids)
Biological process (GO): DNA replication, removal of RNA primer
Molecular function (GO): nucleic acid binding; RNA-DNA hybrid ribonuclease activity
Source: RefSeq, a predicted model, not a curated record